Messenger RNA from Elephantulus edwardii (Cape elephant shrew), 1876 nucleotides. It is a transcript of the gene MTM1, whose product is annotated as myotubularin 1. The transcript has 15 exons. Lineage: Eukaryota; Metazoa; Chordata; Mammalia; Macroscelidea; Macroscelididae. The coding region runs from base 71 to 1876 and encodes 601 amino acids. Gene Ontology annotation, cellular component: plasma membrane. The record is from RefSeq and is a predicted model, not a curated record. Gene Ontology annotation, molecular function: phosphatidylinositol-3,5-bisphosphate 3-phosphatase activity. Gene Ontology annotation, biological process: mitochondrion distribution; dephosphorylation; muscle cell cellular homeostasis.
GCGGAGCGGGGUCCCGGGAGCCGAGCAGCCUGGCAACGGCGGUGGCAGCCGGAGCCGGAGACGUUCCAGUAUGGCUUCUGCAGCAACCCCGAAAUAUAAUUCUCACUCCUUGGAGAAUGAAUCCGUUAAGAGGGCUUCUCGAGAUGGGGUUAACCGGGAUCUCAGCGAGGCGGUCCCUCGCCUGCCAGGAGAGACGCGAAUCACUGACAAAGAAGUUAUUUACAUAUGUCCUUUCAAUGGCCCCAUUAAGGGAAGAGUAUACAUCACAAAUUAUCGUCUUUAUUUAAGAAGUUUGGAAACGGAUUCUGCUCUAAUACUUGAUGUUCCUCUGGGUGUGAUCUCAAGAAUUGAAAAAAUGGGAGGCGCGACAAGUAGAGGAGAAAAUUCCUAUGGUCUAGAUAUUACUUGUAAAGACAUGAGAAACCUGAGGUUCGCCUUGAAACAGGAAGGCCACAGCCGGAGAGAUAUGUUUGAGAUCCUCACCAGAUACGCCUUUCCCCUGGCGCACAGCCUGCCAUUAUUUGCCUUUUUAAAUGAAGAAAAGUUUGAUGAGGACGGAUGGAUGGUUUAUAAUCCGGUUGAAGAAUAUAGACGGCAGGGCUUGCCUAAUCACUACUGGAGAAUAACUUUCAUUAACAAGUGCUAUGAACUCUGUGACACUUACCCUCCUCUUCUGGUGGUCCCCUAUCGGGCCUCGGAUGACGAUCUCAGGAGAGUCGCCACUUUCCGAUCCCGGAAUCGAAUUCCGGUGCUGUCAUGGAUUCAUCCAGAAAACAAGACGGUCAUCGUGCGCUGCAGUCAGCCUCUGGUCGGUAUGAGUGGCAAACGGAAUAAAGAUGAUGAGAAGUACCUUGAUGUUAUCAGGGAGACUAAUAAACAGCUUUCUAAACUCACCAUCUAUGAUGCCAGGCCCAAUGUCAACGCAGUGGCCAACAAGGCCACAGGAGGAGGGUAUGAAAGUGACGAUGCGUAUCAUAACGCUGAGCUCUUCUUCUUGGACAUUCACAACAUUCAUGUCAUGCGGGAGUCUCUGAAGAAAGUGAAGGACAUCGUGUACCCUAAUGUGGAAGAGUCUCACUGGCUGUCCAGCUUGGAGGCCACUCACUGGUUAGAACAUAUCAAGCUGGUUCUGACGGGAGCCAUUCAGGUGGCGGACAGAGUGUCUUCAGGGAAGAGCUCAGUGGUGGUGCACUGCAGUGACGGGUGGGACAGGACGGCCCAGCUCACGUCGCUGGCCAUGCUGAUGCUGGACAGCUACUAUCGGAGCAUCGAAGGCUUCGAAAUACUGGUACAGAAAGAAUGGAUAAGCUUUGGACACAAAUUUGCAUCUAGAAUCGGCCAUGGUGAUAAAAACCACGCUGACGCGGACCGGUCUCCCAUUUUCCUACAGUUUAUUGACUGUGUGUGGCAAAUGUCCAAACAGUUCCCCACAGCCUUUGAAUUCAAUGAGCAGUUUUUGAUCACGAUUCUGGAUCAUCUGUAUAGUUGUCGGUUCGGCACGUUCUUGUACAACUGUGAAUCUGUUCGAGAAAGGCAGAAAGUUACAGAAAGAACGGUUUCCCUGUGGUCGCUGAUAAACAGUAAGAAAGAAAAAUUCAAAAAUCCCUUCUAUACUAAAGAAAUCAAUCGCAUUUUAUACCCGGUCGCCAGUAUGCGCCACCUAGAGCUCUGGGUGAAUUACUACAUUCGGUGGAACCCCAGAAUCAAGCAGCAACAGCCGAAUCCCGUCGAGCAGCGCUAUGUGGAGCUCCUGGCUCUGCGGGACGAGUACAUCAAGAGGCUGGAGGAGCUGCAGCUCACCAACUCGGCCAAGGUCUCGGACCCCACCCCGGCGAGCCCUUCCCAGAUGAUGCCCCACGUGCAGACGCACUUCUGA